CAAGAAAACAAAAAACAUCAAGACUCAAUGUAUAGAAAUGCUAUUUCCAUAUAAGCAUUGAUACUUAGUGUAUAAGUGUUACAUGUGUGUAGUUAAGAAGACCUCUGUGAUUUACUCUUUCUCCUCUCUUUCCUCUGUUUUGACUUUUACCCCUUCACAAUGAUGACAAGCUCGCCCCCGGCGGUUGAGUCCGGUGAUGCCGCCGUGAAGAUCGUCGACGACGAUGGUCGGGAGAAGCGAACGGGGACGUUUGUGACGGCGAGCGCGCACAUAAUCACGGCGGUGAUAGGCUCCGGAGUGUUGUCGUUGGCUUGGGCACUAGCACAGCUUGGUUGGGUGGCAGGAACCGUAAUUUUGGUGACUUUCGCCAUCAUCACUUACUACACAUCCACUUUGCUCUCCGAUUGUUACAGGUCGCCGGACGCCGUCACCGGAACGCGCAAUUACACUUACAUGGGCGUCGUUCGAGCUUACCUUGGUGGUAGAAAGGUGGCGCUAUGUGGACUAGCACAGUACGGGAAUCUCGUAGGGGUCAGUAUUGGUUACACCAUCACUGCCUCCAUAAGCUUAGUGGCGAUUGGGAAAGCAAAUUGUUACCAUGUGAAGGGCCAUAACGGGAAAUGUUCUGCAUCGAAUUAUCCAUACAUGGCGGGAUUUGGGAUGAUCCAGAUUGUUCUCAGUCAGAUUCCUAAUUUCCACAAGCUCUCUUUCCUCUCCAUCAUCGCCGCCAUUAUGUCCUUCUCUUAUGCCUCUAUCGGAAUUGGUUUGGCCAUCGCCACUGUCGCAAGUGGGAAGGUUGGUAAGACAGAACUGACAGGCACGGUGGUAGGAGUGGACGUAACGGCGUCUGAAAAAAUCUGGAGAUCGUUUCAAGCGGUUGGAAACAUUGCGUUUUCGUACGCUUAUACCAUUAUUCUCAUUGAGAUUCAGGUAUCUACUGAUUCCUACAAUAUCUUUCGUUUUAACAAGGACACAUUGAGGUCAAGCCCACCAGAGAACAAAGUGAUGAAAAAAGCAAGCCUUAUUGGAGUCUCAACCACAACUGUUUUCUACCUCUUGUGUGGUUGCAUUGGUUAUGCUGCGUUCGGAAACCAAGCCCCUGGUGACUUCCUUACCGACUUUGGUUUUUACGAACCUUACUGGCUCAUCGAUUUCGCCAAUGCUUGCAUUGCUCUCCAUCUUAUUGGUGCCUAUCAGGUGUAUGCUCAGCCGUUUUUCCAGUUUGUUGAGGGAAAAUGCAGCAAAUGUUGGCCUGAAAACGAUUUCAUCAACAUGGAAUACUCUUCCAAGAUACCAUUGGUCGGAAAAUGUCGUGUCAACAUGUUUAGGGUGUUGUGGAGGACAAUCUAUGUGAUUUUGACAACAAUUGUAGCAAUGAUGUUCCCAUUCUUCAACGCCAUCGUGGGUUUGAUAGGGGCACUUGCGUUUUGGCCGCUAACAGUUUAUUUUCCUGUGGCAAUGCACAUUGCGCAGACAAAGGUUAAGAAGUAUUCUCGCAGAUGGUUGGCACUGUACCUCCUCAUAGUGGUUUGCUUCAUUGUCUCGUUUCUAGCUGCGCUAGGAUCCAUCGUCGGCCUAGUAGCUAGUGUCAGGAAAUUCAAGCCUUUCCAGAGUUUAGACUAGUUGACUUAUGACCUCUUCAUCUAUAUUCUAGCUGAACUAGUAUUUAUCUCAAGCAAAAUAGUCUGUUGUUCAAAUAAUGUUGUUAACGUUCUGUUUUGUGAUAUGGUAGAAACCAAAAAAACCAAAUGGUAAUCGAUCUAAAUUAGUAAAUCGUGUGAAACUUGAUAAAAUAGUUUUUAUAUAUUUUCUAAGACUAAAGGAUUUAUUUGUUCAA
This is a messenger RNA of Thlaspi arvense, 1837 nucleotides long. The record is from the annotation of a GenBank genome assembly. NCBI's taxonomy places the organism in Eukaryota, Viridiplantae, Streptophyta, Magnoliopsida, Brassicales, Brassicaceae.